Messenger RNA from Penicillium brevicompactum, 1644 nucleotides. RefSeq lists its product as uncharacterized. Gene Ontology annotation, biological process: transmembrane transport. Gene Ontology annotation, molecular function: myo-inositol:proton symporter activity. The record is from RefSeq and is a predicted model, not a curated record. Gene Ontology annotation, cellular component: membrane. The transcript is spliced from 2 exons. The coding region runs from base 1 to 1644 and encodes 547 amino acids. NCBI's taxonomy places the organism in Eukaryota, Fungi, Ascomycota, Eurotiomycetes, Eurotiales, Aspergillaceae.
AUGUGGCCACUCAAAUCCUCGGACAAAGAGGUCAACGAGACCAAGAUAGAACAAUCCUCCGAUACUAAAGAUGAUUUGGAAAGCGCCCACAUCGAGAAGAUUGAUGCCAGUAUCGACACGAUUGCUACCAGUAUUGACAACUUACCUGUCAGCUGGUUCGUCUGGCUCGCAGCAACGACAGCUUCAAUGGCGGGUCUCCUUUUCGGGUACGACACGGGCAUCAUUUCCGGCGUGCUGGUGGUUCUGGGCAACUCCCUCGACGGCAGACCUGCUACAAGCAGUGAGAAAGAAAUGAUUACCUCAUUAUGUUCGGGUGGUGCUUUCAUCGGAGCCAUCUUUGCCGGUAACACGGCAGACAGAUUCGGUCGCAAAAUGGCCAUUUAUCUCGGUUGUGUUCUCUUCGUCGCCGGUGCAGUCAUCCAAGCGGCCGCCUAUACCAUUGCUCAGAUGGCUGUCGGCCGUCUGGUCAUUGGAUUCGGUGUUGGCUGCGGUGCCAUGGUCUUGCCGCUAUACGUCGCCGAGAUCGCUCCAGCCAAAGCCCGUGGAAAGCUCAUCGGAUUAAACAACAUGUCCAUCACUGGAGGCCAGGUUAUCUCCUAUGCUAUUGGAGCGGCCUUUUCCAGCGUCCCCCAUGGAUGGCGAUACAUGGUCGGUCUGGGUGCGGUGCCGGCCCUAGUUCUCGGCGCACUCAUGCCCUUCUGCCCCGAGUCUCCGCGUCACUUGGCCUACAAUGGUCGCAACGACGAGGCCAGAGUGGUCCUUCGCAAAAUCUACUCCGAGGCCACCGAGGAGCAAAUCGACGCAGUCCUUCUUUCCAUCGUUACCGCAUGCGACCAGGCCCGUGAAAUCGAUGAGAGCGGGUCUCGAUUCUCCAAGAUUAAGCAGCUUCACACCGUUCCGAGCAAUCUUCGUGCGCUAAUCAGUGCUUGCGGACUGAUGGUUAUCUCUCAGCUGUCUGGUUUCAAUGCCCUGAUGUACUACUCGGCAACUCUUUUCUCCCUGGUCGGCUUCGACAACCCCACCGCGGUCGGUCUCGUGGUCGCAGGAACCAACUUCAUCAUGACAUUCGUCAACAUGAUGAUGGUCGAUGGCAUGGGUCGCAGAAAACUUCUCCUCUCUACCGUGUGGGGAAUGUCUGUGGGAAUGAUCGCUGUCGCAGUUGCUUUCCGCUGGAUCCCCAUCGACAUGGAAACGAUGGAAGUAGCCACAUCAGGAAUCCCUCCUGCAGCAAUUGCCGUCUUAGUUUUCAUUAUCUGGUUUGUUGUAUUCUACGGUGUCUCCGUUGGCAACACCGCAUGGAUGAGCACCGACUUCUUCCCUCUUGAGGUGCGUGCCAUGGGAACCAUGUGGCUCACCUGCUCCAACUGGGGCGCCAACGUCAUCAUCUCUAGCACCUUCCUUUCCAUGAUGAAGGCCUGGACUCCAUCCGGUGCAUUCGGCUUCUUCGCUGCUAUCUGCGGUUUUGGAUAUAUCUGGCUUUACUUCUUUUACCCUGAGGUCUCUGGUCUUGUGCUGGAAGAAGUGAAGGAGGUCUUCGAGCACGGAUUCGGUGUCAGCUAUGCCAGACAGCUUCGCAAGGAGCGCAAAGAUAUCAUCGAAGAGCGGAUGAAGACCCAGGAAAAGCCGAUUGCUGCUGGGCACUAG